UUAUUGGACCCUCGAUGCACCAAAAAUAUUAUGAACUCGGCAUGGUCUUUGAUCAUGAGAGAUUUGUGUUUUCAAAUUCCAAUCUCACGGAUAUCACAAAUGAUGCCAUUCUUGUGACUUCGAUUAUGGACACUUACUUUCAGGAACUCCGUACGAGAAUAAUGCUGCGUGCGCUUGAAGUGUGGUCAGAGCAAGACAGAGUCGAUGUUAAUUUUUCAACGUUACAGGAAGCGUUAGGCCAGUUUUUGAUAUACCAAAGAAAUAUCCUAAGUCGUCAGUUUCAAGUAGAUUGGUCACAACUGUUCAUUAAAAGACAUUACAUUGAUGCGGUUGCCUGGUCCUGGGGGAUAGUGUGCACCAAGAGGUAUGCAGGAUCUGUCUGUGUUUUUCCAGACACAAGCAUCCUUGGGCCUGCCACUUGGAGUGCCCAUAACAUUGGCCAUAGUUUGGGAAUGCUCCACGAUGGACCCACCUGCAGGUGUAACGGUCGGCGGAAUUGCAUCAUGGGCACCGGCCGGUUUGGGUUUAGCAACUGUAGCAUCAUUCAUUUUUUCAACCACGUCCACAAAGAAGCAAACUGUCUAAAUAAUAUCCCAGGAGAAGAUUAUGUGGUGAAGAGAUGUGGAAACAAAAUUGUGGAAGACGAGGAGGAGUGUGAUUGUGGCUCCUUAGAGGACUGCGAAAACGAUCUUUGCUGCGAACCGGGUUGCCGCUUGAGGCCUGGUGCCAGCUGUAGCAUUGGACUGUGCUGCCACCAAUGUCACUUUCGUCCCUCUGGCUAUAUGUGUCGGCAGGAGGAAAACGAAUGCGACCUCGCUGAGUACUGCGAUGGGACCUCCAGUUUCUGCCCCAAUGACACGUAUAAGCAGGAUGGCACCCCGUGCAAGUACAGCGCCCGCUGUUUCCAGAAGGGGUGUCAUUCUGUGUAUAUGCAGUGCCAGAGCCUCUUUGGAUCCGACGCCCGGGAGGCUCCCACUGAGUGCUUUGAAGCAGUGAACUCAAUAGGGGAUCAGUAUGGGAACUGUGGUAUCAUAGGAGCUGGCAACUAUAAGAAGUGUACCACCAAGAACGCCAUCUGUGGCAGGGUGCAGUGUAUCAACGUCGAAACCCUCCCUGACCUGCCCGAUCACACGAGUAUCGUGUCUACUCAUCUGGAAGAUGAAAACCUGAUGUGCUGGGGCGUCGGCUACCGUCUGUCCUUGAUCCCCAUGGGGAUCCCUGACCUGGGUGUGAUCUAUGAUGGCACCUCCUGUGGCAAGGACCGGAUAUGUGUGAACACAACGUGUCUUAACAUCUCAAUCCUGAAGUUUGACUGUGUGCCCGAGAAGUGCAACCACAGAGGCUAUUGCAACAACAACAGGAACUGCCACUGCAUGUACGGCUGGGCGCCUCCACUCUGCGAGGAGCAAGGGCGACACAUAGGAAGCUAUUUAAGUCCCGAAGAGAUAAAACCCAAAGGAAAAGAAGAGCCACCCAAAGACGUAAAACCCAAAGAGAAAGAAGAGCCACCGGCGGACACUGAAGGGAAAAAACCCCCAGCAAAAAAAGGGAAAAAAAAGAAGAAAAAGGGAUCCAAGAAGCCGUCAGUCACUCAUUAACACAGGGUCCCAUCUUGAACAAGUUUAUCAUUUAUCCAAAUGGCUCUUCAUUCUUCUCCAAACUCUUUUUUUUUUUACCAACUUCAUGGUUGACCAGCAAAAUAAAUGAUAUUCUUGUUUGGGAGACAA
Molecule: messenger RNA, 1727 nt
Organism: Eptesicus fuscus (big brown bat)
Lineage: Eukaryota; Metazoa; Chordata; Mammalia; Chiroptera; Vespertilionidae
Product: disintegrin and metalloproteinase domain-containing protein 30
Exons: 2
Coding region: 15-1598 (527 amino acids)
Biological process (GO): proteolysis; male gonad development
Cellular component (GO): sperm head plasma membrane; plasma membrane; external side of plasma membrane
Molecular function (GO): metalloendopeptidase activity
Source: RefSeq, a predicted model, not a curated record